Molecule: messenger RNA, 251 nt
Organism: Oppiella nova
Lineage: Eukaryota; Metazoa; Arthropoda; Arachnida; Sarcoptiformes; Oppiidae
Source: the annotation of a GenBank genome assembly
CUCUCCCGACACCCAAAGCCGGUUCCCUCAAAGAGUUCGGCCGCUUGUUGUCCACCAUUGAGGACGAAAGGGACCGAAUGCUGGAGAGAGCGAGCGCCACAUUCAUCGAACCCAUCGAGAAGUUCAGACGCGAACAGAUCGGCGGCGCAAAGGAAGUGAAGAAGAAGUUCGACAAAGAGACCACUCGUUUCUGUCAGUCAUUGGAACGACAUUUGAAUUUGUCGACAAAGAAGAGCGAGAAUCACUUACAA